This is a messenger RNA of Cajanus cajan (pigeon pea), 921 nucleotides long. Lineage: Eukaryota; Viridiplantae; Streptophyta; Magnoliopsida; Fabales; Fabaceae. The record is from RefSeq and is a predicted model, not a curated record.
AUGACUGAACCAGACCAGGAGGAAGAAGUUAAUUAUAUGAACAACUCAGUGAGGCAAGGCAAUUUCUCUAGCAAUUAUAAUCAAAAUCAAGGCUGGAGGAACAAUCAAAAUCAGUAUUCUGGGUGGAAGCAAGAAGCAGGGCCAUCACAAAGGCAACCUCCACAGAAACCAUAUCAAAAUCAACCUUCCUAUCAGCCGGACAGGUUAUCAAAGAUGGAGGAAGCUCUUACACAAUUUAUGCAGGUCUCUACAACCAACCAGAAAAAUACUGAAGCUUCUAUCAGAAAUCUGGAAGUGCAAAUAGGGCAGUUAGCUAAACAGUUGGCAGAACAACAAAACAACAAUUUCUCAGCCAAUACACAGGUCAAUCCUAAGGAGCAUUGUCAGUCAAUUACAACAAGGAGAGGCACUGUGAUAGGAAAGGGGAUUGAGAGUGAGAAAAAUGAGAGAAGAGAUGGAGAUGUGAAAGAGGGGAGUAAGAAGAAAGGGAAAGAAGUUGUUAGGCCUCCUCCGGUGAAGAAUCUACCUUAUCCACAUGCUCCAUCAAAGAAAGAUAAGGAAAGGCAGUUUGCAAGGUUCCUUGACAUAAUCAAGAGACUACAAAUCAACAUACCUUUUGCAGAAGCCUUAGAACAAAUGCCAUCUUAUGCAAGAUUUAUGAAAGAGCUUUUGACAAAGAAAAGAAAACUUCAUGAGGAUGAGACAGUGGAAUUAGAGGCAGGUUGCAGUGCUAUAAUUCAAAAGUCACUUCCACAAAAAUCCAGAGAUCCAGGGAGCUUCACUUUGCCAGUCACCAUUGGCAAAUCUCUCUGUGGGCAAGGCAUUAUUGGAUUUAGGGGCCAGCAUCAACCUUAUGCCUCUAUCUAUGUUACAGAGGAUAGGAGAGGUGGAGGUGAGACCCACUUUUGUAUAGAUUUGUAG